GUCUGAUCUCCAUGAUCAGUAAAGCAUCCGGGUGUAUAAGUUUCAGUUUUCCAAGAAUCACAGAGGAAACGGAGUCGCGUACAAGCUCAGAUUAUAAAUGAAAUAAUAAUAAUAAUUACUGAUCUGUUUGCCGAGUUUAUGAGCUGUCAGAGAUGAGCGCGAGCCUGAGUGAGCUGUAUGAGGAGGAGGUGCGUCCGUGCAUCGACCUGAUCGACUCUCUGCGCGCGCUCGGGGUGGAGAAGGACCUCGCGCUGCCCGCCAUCGCCGUGAUCGGAGACCAGAGCUCGGGGAAGAGCUCGGUGCUGGAGGCGCUGUCCGGAGUCGCGCUGCCCCGCGGGAGUGGUAUCGUGACGAGAUGUCCACUCGAACUGAAGAUGAAGAGAAGUCAUGAGAAAGGCGUCUGGCAUGGAAAGAUCAAGUACAAGAAGGAUGAUGAUCAGGAUUAUGAGGAAGAGAUUGAAGAUCCAGCAGACGUGGAGAGAAAGAUUAGAGAAGCUCAGGACCAUAUAGCUGGGGUUGGCGUGGGUAUCAGUGAUGACCUCAUCAGCCUGGAAGUGACAUCAGUUGAUGUUCCCGACCUCACACUCAUUGAUCUACCUGGUAUUGCUCGUGUGGCCGUCAAAGGCCAACCAGACAACAUUGGAGAACAGAUUAAGAGGCUGAUCACAAAGUUCAUCACAAAGCAAGAAACCAUCAACCUGGUGGUGGUGCCAUGUAACGUGGAUAUUGCCACUACUGAAGCCCUGAAGAUGGCACAGGAAGUUGAUCCAAACGGCGAGAGAACCCUCGGCAUCCUAACAAAGCCCGACCUGGUGGAUAAAGGCACAGAGGAGGUAGUAGUGUCCAUCAUCCGUAACGAGAUCAUUUACCUCAAUAAAGGCUACACGAUCGUCAGGUGCCGAGGGCAGAAGGAGAUCAUGGACCGCGUCUCUCUGCACGAAGCCAUCGAGAAGGAGAAGGACUUCUUUAAAGACCAUCCACAUUUCAGCACGCUGUAUGAAGAAGGCAAAGCCACCAUUCCCUACCUGGCUGAGAAACUGACGCUCGAACUCGUCCAUCACAUUAAGCAAUCUCUGCCACGACUGGAAGAGCAGAUUGAGAUUAAGUUGGCUGAAACUCAGGCUGAACUGGAUCGCUAUGGCUCAGGGCCUCCUACAGAACCAGGAGAGAGGAACUGCUUCCUGAUUGAUAAAGUCACAGCGUUCAAUCAGGAUGCCAUUAACCUCACAACUGGAGAGGAGCUGAAGAACGUCCAACAUUUCAACAUCUUCUCAGGCCUGCGGAGGCAGUUUUUUCUCUGGAAGAAUCAUCUGGACAACUCAGGAGAGACAUUUAACACGAGGAUUGCGAAGGAAGUGCAGGAAUAUGAAAAAAAAUACAGAGGCAGAGAACUCCCAGGAUUCAUCAACUACAAGACCUUCGAGGUGAUGGUGAAGGACCAGAUCAAGCAGCUGGAAGAACCUGCCAUCAGGAGACUGAAGGAAAUCUCAGAUCUCAUUCGGAAGAGCUUCAUCCAACUGGCUCAAUACAGCUUCUUGGGCUUCCCCAAUCUCCUCAAAAUGGCAAAGACAAAGAUUGAAUGCAUAAAGCAGGUGAAGGAGUCAGAGGCUGAAUCGAUGCUGAGGACUCAGUUUAAGAUGGAACUGACCAUCUACACACAGGACAACAUGUACAGCAACACCCUGAGCAUGCUGAGGCUUGAGGAGGAAGAAGAAGGGGGGAAAAAAUCCCGCGCACCUCGCAUUACUUCGUGCAGUUUAUACAAUCACACAGACAACCGAGCCACUCUUGAAGAACUCAUGCGUCACCUCAAGUCCUACUACAGCAUUGCGAGUAAGCGUCUGGCUGAUCAGCUGCCACUGGUGAUCAGGUACCUGCUGUUGCAGGAGUUGGCGGCACAGCUGCAGAGAGAAAUGCUACAGCUCAUGCAGGACAAAAGCAACAUGGAUCAGCUGCUGAAAGAAGAUCAUGAUAUCGGCAACAAACGCAGCAAUCUGCAUAGCCGCCAGAAGCGUCUAAAGGAGGCCCGCAACUACUUAGUCAAGUUUUAGUCACAUAGUAUCUGAUUUGGAAAUGUUGUUAUUGUUGAUCACUUUAAGGCAAGUAAAAAGAGAGGGGGGGGAACAUAUUACAUCAAAAUCUUUGAUUAUGAUAUUAUAAACUGAUUUAGUUCCCAUAAUUAUUGAAAGUGUGUGUUGGGCAUUUCAAAUCCCCUUUGUUUUUUGUUUGUUUUUGUUUGCUUUUUAAGUUCCUCUAGCAAUUUUGCACUGUAUUUCAAAAUAACAUGGGUUUAUUUUUUUCAGUUUGUCUACUGCUAUCUGUUUCUCUUUCUUUUUCACCUGGAAUAAACUUUCAUAUAUUGUAGUACAGGGUAUGUACAUGUAUUUAUUGCUGAUACCCUCCAACCCCAUCAUCAAGCUGUACUCUUCUCUUCCUCCCAUAUACAGUGUUGUAUGACGACAUUAUCAACAUA
Neoarius graeffei (lesser salmon catfish) is the source of this 2473-nucleotide messenger RNA. Its product is annotated as interferon-induced GTP-binding protein Mx1-like. The transcript has 12 exons. Gene Ontology annotation, biological process: defense response to virus. Bases 153 to 2051 code for a protein of 632 amino acids. Lineage: Eukaryota; Metazoa; Chordata; Actinopteri; Siluriformes; Ariidae. The record is from RefSeq and is a predicted model, not a curated record. Gene Ontology annotation, molecular function: GTP binding; microtubule binding; GTPase activity. Gene Ontology annotation, cellular component: cytoplasm; nucleus; membrane.